Messenger RNA from Equus caballus (horse), 1457 nucleotides. It is a transcript of the gene CCDC74B, whose product is annotated as coiled-coil domain containing 74B. The record is from RefSeq and is a predicted model, not a curated record. NCBI's taxonomy places the organism in Eukaryota, Metazoa, Chordata, Mammalia, Perissodactyla, Equidae.
GCCACACCCAGCGGUCGCGCCCGUUUCCAUGAGGACGCGGCGCCAGGCCGGGGCUGUAGGGCCACCGAGCCAGCUGACUUGCAGCCGCGGCGGCGGCGACAUGAGCGCGGCGGGAGUGGCGGCCGGGCAGCGGCCUCUCAGCUCAGGGGCCCUGGGCUCCCGGGGGGCGUCGCGCCCACGCCUGCGCCCGUCCGCCGUCCCCCAGCCCCCGGGGCCGCACGGCGCGCAGCCCGGGCUCAGCGAGGCGCAGAAGCGGGUCCUGGACCUGGAGAAGAGCCUGCAGUUCCUGCAGCAGCAGCACUCGGAGACGCUGGUCAAGCUCCACGAGGAGAUCGAGCACCUGAAGCGGGAGAACAAGGAUCUCCAAUACAAGCUAAUAAUGAAUCAGAAGCCUCAGAAGAGAGGCAGCAUCUCCAAUUCCAGUUUUCAGUCCAUCAAGUCUGUCUCAAAUUCAACAGUGUCAGCAAACUCUCAAGGCAAGGCCAGGCCCCAGCCUGGUUCCUCCAAGAAGCAAGACUCGAAAGCUGACGUUCCCCAGAAGAUGGAGCUGGAAGAGGAGCCACCAGGCGCCACCCUGCUUCACAACGGCAAGCUGGACAAGGCCGCUGGGACCCAGGGGCAGGCCAAAGACGAGGAAGUGGAGACCUCUAAUGCAGUGGCCACCUCAGUGGCGGGCAGCCAGCACAAGGUCAAGCAGGUGACGGGGGCACCCCCCUCAAUGAGCCUGCCCCCCCACCUGCGCAGGCCCACCACGCUUCAGCAGUGCGAGGUGGUCAUCCGCCAGCUGUGGAAUGCCAACCUCCUGCAGGCGCAAGAGCUGCAGCAUCUCAAGUCCCUCCUGGAAGGGAACCAGAGGCCUAAGGCUGCCCCCGAGGAGGCUGGGCCAAGUUCUCCCAAGUGCGUGCCCCUGGGUGGCGCCCACCCCGUCACGGCAGGGUCUGCUCAUCUGGGGCUCACUGCUGACUCUUCCUUCACUAGGGACCAGGAGGCCCUUCACCCGGGGGCCAUGCAGUUCCCCAAGGUCCCCACCAAGGGUGUCUCUAAGAAAUGCCUGAUUCUGAGCCCGAUGCCGGUGGCGGAGCGAGCCAUCCUGCCGGCGUUGAAGCAGACCCUGAAGAACAACUUCGCGGAGCGGCAGAAAAGGCUGCAGGUGGUGCAGAGCCGGCGGCUGCACCGCUCUGUGCUCUGAGCGCUCGCCCGCACCCUCCUUGCAGCCAGGCCUCCCACGACCUGCGGCUGGAGACGCUAACCCUCUCUACAUAGCACUUCAAAAGAAUUCUACUGCGCUUAAGCCAAGCUGAUUCCAGACAAAACUCAUGGCAGAGAAAGUACUUGGUUUCAGAACUGAGAAACUUUUCUUGCUCAGUAUUUUGUUAUUCUGCAUUUACACAAAAACAUUAUGAAGUAAGUAUUACCCUCCUUGUUGAAGACUGGAAAUAAAGCUCGUUUCUCCCAGU